Messenger RNA from Pipistrellus nathusii (Nathusius's pipistrelle), 465 nucleotides. Lineage: Eukaryota; Metazoa; Chordata; Mammalia; Chiroptera; Vespertilionidae. The record is from the annotation of a GenBank genome assembly.
AUGGGCAAGUCAGCUUCCAAACAGUUUAACAACGAGGUCCUGCGGGCCCACAACGAGUACCGGCAGCGGCAUGGCGUCCCCCCGCUGAAGCUGUGCAAGAAGCUCAACCGGGAGGCGCAGCAGUACUCGGAGGCGCUGGCCAGCACCCGGAUCCUCAAGCACAGCCCCGAGUCCAGCCGCGGCCAGUGCGGGGAGAACCUGGCCUGGGCGUCCUACGAUCAGCCAGGACAGGAGGUGGCGGACAGGUGGUACGAUGAGAUCAAGAACUACAACUUCCAGCAGCCGGGCUUCACCUCCGGGACCGGGCACUUCACGGCCAUGAUAUGGAAGAACACAAAGAAGAUGGGCGUGGGAAAGGCCUCUGCCAGUGACGGGUCCUCCUUCGUGGUUGCUCGAUACUUCCCGGCGGGGAACGUCGUCAACCAGGGCUUCUUUGAGGAAAACGUCCUGCCUCCCAAGAAGUAA